AGCAGUCGCUACUCGCAAGGAAUUAAGCCCUAGCUAGCUAGCAAAGACUAACCAGCAGGGACCUUGGCUAAGCUUGCAACAAUUUGUGACACGCCAUGGCUUCGUCCACGACCGGGCAUUGCCUGUUCCUCGUCCUUCUUCUUCGCUCCUCCGCUGCCUACGGCCAGCUCUCGACGUCGUUCUACGACACGAGCUGCCCGUCACUGCAGUCCAUCGUGCGCUCCGUCGUGUCUAACGCCAUCGCCGCCGACCGCCGCAUGGGCGCCUCCCUUGUCCGGCUCUUCUUCCACGACUGCUUCGUUCAGGGCUGCGACGCCUCGAUUCUUCUCGACGACGUGCCGGGGACCUUCGUCGGCGAGAAAACCGCCUUCCCGAACGCCAACUCCGUUCGCGGCUACGACGUCAUCAACAAUGUCAAGGCCGCCGUCGAGGCCAACUGCACCGGCGUCGUCUCUUGCGCCGACAUCGUCGCCCUCGCCGCGAGGGACGGCACCGUGCUGCUCAACGGACCAACCUGGAACGUGUCCCUCGGCCGGCGCGACUCGAUGACGGCGAGCCGGGACCAAGCGAACAGCGACCUCCCCUCGCCGUUCGCCAGCCUCAGCACGCUCAUCGCGGCGUUCAGCAGCAAGGGCCUGAGCGCGCAGGACAUGACGGCGCUCUCCGGCGCGCACACCGUCGGCUUCGCGCAGUGCCAGGUCUACCGCGACCGCAUCUACAAGGACAACAACAUCAACCAGCAGUUCGCUAAGCUGCGCCAGAGCGACUGCCCAGCGACGCAGGGCAUCAACGACACCGUCCUGGCGCCGCUCGACGUGGCGACGCAGCUCACCUUCGACAACGCCUACUACGGGGACCUGCUCAAGAACAAAGGCCUGCUCCACUCCGACCAGGAGCUCUACAACGGCGGCUCGCAGGAUGCGCUGGUGAAGAAGUACGGCUCCAACAGCGCCGCCUUCUUCGCCGACUACGUCACGGCAAUGGUCAAGAUGGGGAACAUCAACCCGCUCACCGGAACUGCCGGUCAGAUCAGAGCCAACUGUGCUGUGGUUAACUAACAGCAGCAGCUCAUUGUUGCUGGUCAUCAUUUGGGGUUGUCUCAACAGCUGAGAGGCCGGCCACAUGCACGCAAGCUGUUAGUUCAAAAGCAAAUUGAUGUCUAAUACGCUUCGGAGAAAUGGUAUCCAUUUUCUAGUAAUAAAAAUCAUAUUUAUUUAACAUCCCUAAAAAGAAUAUUUAGUCGGUUCCGAAGUACAAUUAAAUCGAGAUUCAAUGUCUAA
Molecule: messenger RNA, 1280 nt
Organism: Setaria italica (foxtail millet)
Lineage: Eukaryota; Viridiplantae; Streptophyta; Magnoliopsida; Poales; Poaceae
Product: peroxidase P7
Exons: 3
Coding region: 96-1058 (320 amino acids)
Biological process (GO): response to oxidative stress; hydrogen peroxide catabolic process
Molecular function (GO): peroxidase activity; heme binding
Source: RefSeq, a predicted model, not a curated record